AUACUACUAGCUUUCUCACUUCUUCCUCUUCUCUUAUAGUUUUCAUGUUUCUUGGUAAGAAGGAGAAAUUCUUCAAACCAAAGAAAACUACUUGAAAAAAAUAAGAGUUUCUAGUUACAAAGUUUCUUGAAAGAGAGUGGUGAAGAAGAAAUUCUUCAUACCUUGGUGGAGAGUUCCAACUUGAAGUCCAUCUUCAAGUCUCCCUAAUAUCCAAAGAGGUGGUGUCAUCUUCAUCAAAGGAUCCUACAACAACAAGCAAAGUUGUUAGGAAAAUUGUUAGUAACAAUUCAAGGUUGUUAGUAACAAUAAAGAAUUCAAGGUGUACCUCAACAAUAAACCGGCGAACACCUCCUCGCCGUAGAAAAUUUCAGAAUUCACAGCAACCAUUUGCAAAGCAAAAUUCAGAAGUGCAACAGUUUGAAGCACAGCAGCAAUAACGGUUCGCGGUUAAUUCAAACAACAACAAUUUUCCAGAAGCAGUAGCGAUCAGAAGCACAUACCUUCAACAAUAAUACGGCGAAAAUCUCCUCGCCGUAGGUAAGUCAUCUCCACUCUCAGUCUCAAUAUUGUUGUUGCUUUGAACUUUGGCUUUCCUGUAACAUAAAAAUCACCAGAAACACAUAUAGCUUGAAUUAUUAUUGCUGUAAGUAAAAGGAAAAAUUCAGCAACAAUAACAGUAGCAACAUGAACAAGCUACGGUUCUACAUCACUCAAGAACAACAAUUCAAAACUGAAUUCUAAACAACACCGACACAACAACCAUCAACUCAAAAAUUCAGCAAACAGGAUCAAUUGCUCAGAAGCAGAAGAAGCAAGCGCAUACCUCAACAUUAAAACCAGCGAACAUCUCCUCGCUGCAGGUAAAUCAAUUCUGCUCUUGCUCUUAAAUUUGUUGCUAUGAACAUAAUUCACUGUUAGAACAAAGCUGCCAAGAAACAGAGAAAGCAUAUGUUAUUGUUGUUGUUUCAUAAAAACCGAAUUUGUAGUUGUACCAUAAAAAACGAAAUUAAGAGAAACAUACCUGGGUUUUUCUUCUGAUUCUCCUUCCAUGGCCGCCGGAAAUACUCGAAGGUUGUUGUUGUUGUUUGUUCGGUGUGAGCAAAAGAACAAGAGAGAGGAACAACCGAGUUAUUGUUGUUCAUCACUGUGAGCUCGAGGGAGAGAGACCAUGAACCGGGUGAGAAUCGUUGUUGUUAUUCACACAGAGGAAGAACGAUCGAGAGAGAAGAGAUUUUUUUUUCUCUGGUUUUGUUUUGUUGUGAGAAGGAACGAGAAAGAGAGAAGGAGGCGCUGCCUCUCUUCACGCUUUAGGGUUCUCAAACCCAACCCAGCAUUUGUGAUAUGAGUGGGGCGGAUCCGGGUCACACUGACCCGACCCGGUCCGGCCCAGCAACCUUCUUUUUUAAUUUUUCAGCUUAAGUCAUUUGGGCUGCACCCCCAAUUUAUUUUUCAACACCACUGGCCCAAUUACUUAGUUUUUUUUUACUAACUAUUUCUUUUAAUUUUCUUUAGAAAAAUAGUUUGCAUAAAAAGGAAUUAGUAUUUUAUUUAAUAUAGGAUUUAAUUUUCUUUUCUAAUCCUUAUUAAAAAAAAUCCCAAAAAUAUUUUAGAUGCAUAUUUAAUUUUAUGUUUUCUAAUUAUUUUCUUCCUUCAUGAAAAAAUCACAAAAAAGAUAUAUUUUCUUAGAUUAAUUUUGUUUGAAUUUGAUAUUUUCAUAUAACUUUGUGUAGUUAAUCAUUUAAAUGUUGUUUGAUUACUGUUGCACAUAUUACUUGAAUUUUCUCACUUCAUCCAAGACUUCGAGAUUAUUUCUCUGUUGUCUUUUGGAUUUGUCUGUUUUGUUUGGUCUUCCAUUUGCUGUAGGAGUCCUUAAACAAUUACAGGAAGGUCAUAGAAUGCUGUAAGCUGUGAGCUUAUCCGACGUUCUAUUCUGCUGGUGUGGAUGCUUAAUAUCUGUUGAGAUCCUAUUUUAUUCCAAGCACAUCACUUGAAGAUCACGGUAACACCUCAAACUCAGAAAUUCAAUUUUCUCAUUCUUCGAGGUAAGCCUAAAACUCAAUCAACUGUUUUCACAACAGUAAUCAAUUCACUUUCAAAUCUUGCAACUCAUUGUUUUUCAAAACAGUGGGGCCUCUCGAAUAUUAGAGAGUGUAAGUCCGAUUUCUUUUCUUUUUGUACAGUUUUCGAAACAAUAAAACUUCUUAACAAAAUCUUUUCAAAACAGUUUUUCAAAUCAUUUUCAAAACAACAAAACUCCAAAGAAACAAAAUUUUUCAAUAUACCAUGGGCCUCCACGUAGGUAUAAGUCCCAAGCCCCUUUUGUACAUACCCAUUCCUGUACAUGAAAUUAGGUAUUUCAUUGUACACACACAUUUUUGUACAUAUCUCAAUCUGUUUUUUUUAACUUUGAAUAACAAAUCAAAAAUGAAGGUUUUCUUUAAAUCUUCCCAAAAAAUACCAUGGGCCUCCAUGUAGGUAUAAGUCCCAAGCCCCUUUGUAAAUACCUGUUUACAUAGCUUUGAAUAAACUCAAGUGGACUUCUCCCCGAGUAUAAGUCCCGAGCCCCCGUGUAUACAAAUGGAUCAUGCUUACAGGUAUAUUUCCUUCAUAAACUCCAUUAUAUACACACACCUUGUCAUAUAUAAUUGUUCAUACCUGUUCAUAUUUGUUCAUGUACUUGUUCAUAUUUGUUUGUACUUGUUCAUACUUGUGAUUGUGUUAUAUAUGCUUGUUCAACUUAGUACAACACUAGGUUCCCCAUAGCCUCCUAUUGGGCUUCGUGCAAAGAAUCUCCCUAGUUUAGGUUAGGACAUAGAGUAUGGUUUCCCGGUGAAAUCGCUCUAAGAGCUCAAACCAACUAUACCAUGCCUCCCCUUGGGCUUUGUACAAACGAGUGACCCUCCCAUAGCCUCCUCUUGGGCUUACAAUGCAAGGACCCUGGAUUGUCCCUCCCAUAGCCUCCUCUUGGGCUUACAAUGCAAGGACCCUCGGAUAGCCUCCUCUUGGGCUUCGUACAAGGACCCACGGGCUUCUUAUAAGCAUCCCCAAUAUCCAAAUCAAAUACCCUAGGAGAUUAGACAUUUUUCAUCUCUAUGAUAGGAGUAUCUCUUCUAUAUCAUCACAAACAAUCAAUCAAUCAAACUUUUUUGCCACAAGGCUGGCUAAUCAAUCAAACCUUUUUGCCACCAUACUGGCUGAUUAAUCAAAGUUUUUGUCACAAGGGUGACUUCAUUGAAACUUUUGCCACAAGGCUGGCUGAUUAAUCAAAACUUUUUGUCACAAGGCUGACUUCAUUGAAAGUUUUUGCCACAAGGCUGGCUAAAAACAUCUUUAUCAUUCUAAGCACCAUAAGUGGCAUGGCCCAGGGCUUAUAAUGAAAAGAUUUUCAAACAAAAUCAAACAGAUGUAUGUGAUGAUAUAGAUUAGAUACAUCGAACAUUUAGAUGACAUUUGUCUCUUUUCCUUUGCUUCCACUAGCAUAAGUGGGAACUACGAUUGCUCUGACUUUCUCAACAUCCCUUUGAGAAUACGUAGGCACAAGGUCGUAUCCUUGGCGAGCAAAACUUCUCUCUCAAACCACUCAAACCUUAGCACCCGUAGACCCCGAGCAACAGAUGCUCUGAUUCCCUCUAGGGGAUAUGUAUGCAGAGGAUCGCGAUGAUCUUUGCGAGCAUAAUCAAACAAACACCUUAGGUCCCACCUCUUUCUCACAAGAACCUCCACCAUAACAAGAAUGGAAUAAACAAAACAAAGAAACCUAUAGAGUACUAUAGAUACGUUGGGUGCUAAUACCUUCCCUUCGUAUAACCAACCCUCUUACCCAAGAUCUCCCCCACCUUUUAGGUUAUUGCAGCUUUUUUCCUUUUCCUCUUUUGGAAACAAUAAAAAGUUUGGUCCGUACAAAAGAAAAAUCAUUUUUUGAGCACUCGAGCCCAAAGAAGGCAUCAGGUGUCUCAUUUAGAAAAACAACGAUUUUUCCCCGCGACAGAAAAAUGGCGACUCCACUGGGGACACAUCUUUUUAUUGUUUCCAAAGAAAGGGUUAUUUCUAUUUGUUUUGUUUUUAUUUUGUUCUUGUUUGGUUCUUUGGUUCUGUUACUUGUGUGGUUCUGUUACAAGUGAUACAUUAUGGACAAAUCCUAACCCGGAUUAAGUACACAUAAGAAUUAGGUGGAGGGUAUAGUCAUGUGCAGGCGCACGUGAGAAUCCUUCCGCUCAGUGGAGGUUCCUUGUUUGUAAUAUAUGUUUAGCAAGUUUAGUUGCGAAGACAUUAUUGCUUUCAUUGAACUGUAGAAGCUGAGUUGGCUGUAGAACCCCAACCCAUCCUGGCCUUAUUAGGUUGUGGUGCAGAAACUAUUCAGGUGAAGACUUGGAUUAGUUGUCAUGCGGAGAACCACACUCAGACGAGUUUUUCUUGAGAAUAUUGCUGGCUCAUGAGUUUAAUUGUGGAAAGCCGGUAAUAUCCGAAAGAAAGAUGUAGACUCUGACGUAUCAGUAGAACAUGCUUUGCAGGUGAUUAACUAGAACUAUCCCAUGUUUGGUUCUCUGACCUCAUGCUCGUGACGCUGGACCUUUGAACCUGUGUCUACCAUGUUUGUGUUACCAUGUUUGUGUUGCCAUGUUUACAGUACCAUGUUUGUGUUACCAUGUUCGCUUUACCAUGUUUGAAUAUGUGGCAUCCAUGCAUCCAUGCAUUCAUACAUCCAUAAAAAAUAAAAAAAAUCUUUUUCCAUAAAAGCAUGAUUUUUUCCAAACAAUUAGAGAAUUUUCUUUGCAAACAUUAUAGGAUUAGGUUAUGGAGUGGGUAAAAAGGCAUACCAAGAGGUACGGUUUCAAAGAGCCUAAUGUGGAAAGACUGAAAGAGUUAGCGUCUUUUGUACAAGAUCCUUCUGAUUUUAGGAAAAGCCAUGGAAAGCUUUUGCCUAUCUUGAACACUCAUGUUGAUGAAGGACUUCUCAAAACUCUGGUUCAGUUUUAUGAUCCCGUCUACCGGUGUUUUACCUUUCCAGACUAUCAGUUGGUACCAACCUUGGAGGAAUAUGCCAAUCUUUUGGGUAUUCCUGUGUCUGACAAAAUACCUUUCAAUGGUUUGGAAGCCAUUCCUAAGUCACCAGUCAUUGCAACAGGUACCCACUUGAAGAAAUCUGAAAUAGAGAGUAAUUGGACUACCAAAGGAAACCUUCCAGGUUUGCCUUCACAGUUUCUAAUAAAGAGAGCCUUUGAUUUCAUUGAGACUGGUAGCAUGAUAGCUUUUGAAGCUGUACUAGCCUUGCUCAUCUAUGGGUUGGUUCUGUUUCCCAAUAUCGACGACUUUGUUGAUAUCAAUGCCAUAAAGGUCUUUUUGAAUGGAAAUCCCGUUCCGACUCUGCUUGGUGACAUGUAUUUCUCUGUCCAUCAUAGGAAUCACCAAGGUGGUGGAAUUAUUGUAUGUUGUGCACCUCUGUUGUUUAAAUGGAUUGUUUCACACUUACCUAAGUCUCCCAUUUUCACGGAAAACCGAGAAGGUUUACGUUGGUCUCAAAGACUUAUGUCUCUUACUAAUAAUGAUAUUCAGUGGUAUACCUUGGCUCGCUGCGGUACAGAAACCAUCGAAAGUUGUGGAGAAUUCGCCAACGUACCCCUCAUUGGUACACAAGGAGGAAUUAACUACAAUCCGGUCCUAGCCCGACGACAACUCGGGUAUGCAAAUUCAACUAAACCCAUUGGCCCUACAGUGGAAAGCUACUUCUAUCAGGAAGGAAAUGAUCCUCAAGGGUUGAAAACAAAAAUGGUGAAAGCCUGGUACGACAUCCGAUGGAAAGAAAAAGGUGAGAUAAGGAACUGUAUCGCUACGAACGCCUACAUCUGUUGGGUAAAGAAAAGGGCAAAGGAGUUUCAAAUGCCUUAUGAUUAUGAAAAACCCAUGUUCCCUGUGGUACCUCAACGACCCAACAUUCCCGCUAUGGAGGAAUACCAAGACACUUUGACCAAGAUGAGGAUAGAAAAAGACGCUUGGGAAGAAAAGUUUCGAAGAACUGAUGUGGAAAAUAGAAAGUUGAAGAAACAAGUGAAAGAACACGAAGAAACUCUUUACCGUCAAGAUGGAUGGCUCAUGAGCAAAGAUGAGAAGAUCCGUCGGAAAGAUGCCGCAAUCAGAAGAUACAUCAAAGAAAGCAAGAAAAAGCUUGAAGGCUCAACAAGCAACGCUCCGAUACCUGGCAAUUGGAAGAAUGUGGUUGACAAGCUGAGAGCUGAAAAGGCCGAGUUGAAAGCUUACUAUGGGAAAGAAAUCAUGAAGCUCAAGCUGCACAAUGCAUUUGGUUCUUCGUCUGAUGAAGAUGCUUAGGAUUGUUUAGCUUUUUAUUUAUCAUUUGCUUUUGUAAGGAGCUACGCUCCAAUGUUGUAACAUUUCCCAUUAUUACAAAAAACAAAAAAAAAAGAAUGAAUAAAAGAUUUGUUUGUGUUCAAAUGUUUGCAAGGAAAUAAUCUCAAAAAUAAUUGGAAAAAUCAUAAAUUUCUUUUUGCAUACAUCAUUCUGCAUAUCAAGUCUGUUGUAUAGAGUCUCAUCUUUUGGAUCUUUCUCCAUUAGAUCGUCAAGCUGUCGCGUCUCAAAGUUUCUCGACCGCGCUCGCAAUCAGAUCACAGAUACAAUACUCGUUCAAGCAGAAGAAGAGUAAUGGAACACUCUGAACAAGAGAAUAUUGAGCUUCGUGGUACAGUGACCACCCUUCAGGAAAAAUUGGAAAGUCUCACUACUCUGGUUGACUCUUUAAUGGCCGCACAGAAUCAGCCGCCACCACCCAACAGUCAAGCAGCGGUAACAUCUGAAGUCACUACUCCAGUUUCUACAGUUGCAUUCUGUAGCAACCUGCCCUAAAAAUAAAGACUUUUAGAGUCGCCACCUAUUCUGAAGGGCGAAUAGGAAACCCUGCGCAGUUUAGAGAUCGGGGUAAGUUAUUAUAAUCAGGUCGAGGGAAGGUGUUAGGCACCCUCAACCCUUUCCUAUUGGCUUUGAAUCUAAGGUAAAGGUUUAUGGCUAAAAUAUUGAGGUUUAACAGCUAAAGAAUUGAAUAGGGGAAAAUUGAGUUUUUAGGGAGGGGGAGACUCGCCUUGUUACCAAGUGCCUACGUACCUCCUUAUAGAGGAUCAGAGUCAACGUAGUUCGGGCACAUGGCUGUACGCCUUAGAGUUUGAUUAGAUAUGAUUUGGGUUUGUUUUGAAAUUGUUUUGAAAUACGAAGUUCGAAGGUAUUUUGAAUUACCUUAUCGUAGUUUGAACAUCGUAAUGUUUGAAGGGAUAAAAAUCCGUAGUAACGUGGUUUAGUGUUUUUGACUGUUUGGGCGUACAACCCUGGUUUGAUAUGUCACCGUUAGUUGCGAUGACCAAUAGAUUUGAUCAGUAUAGCUAACGGAUUAAAGGGCAUUGCUGGUUACUCAGAUCGAUAGAUUGAUCGUCGCGGGCAGCAAAUUAAUUGUGUUUUAAAUUAAACAUUUUUUAUCUCUCGUCUAAUGUGACUAAUAGAUUUAGUCGGGUCGAGGAGAGAAUUAAUGUUAAUGUUUUAUUAUUUUUAUCUCUCGUCUAAUGCGACUAAUAGUUUUAGUCGGGUCGAGGAGAGAAUUAGAUUGAAUGUUACUGUUUCACCAAAUGAGCAAUGGGAUCGGGCAAACCCUAAUGCAUAUAACCUUUCUAGGGUUUUUUUGUGAUUUAAUAAUUAAGGUUAGAUUAAAAUGAAUUAAAUCGAGUGAUCGAAAUAAUCGGGGAAAUAAAUCCUAAAACCCAAUAUAAUCCUGACCCUAAUCCUAAUUUUAUUAUUUAAUGUAAUUUUAAAAUUAAAUCAUAUAAAAAAUAGGCUUAAAUGCACUUUUGGUCCCCCUAUUUUGACAUUUUUAACUUUUUAGUCCCCAAACUAAAAAAGCCAACUAUUAGGUCCCUCAUUUUCUAAUAUCGUGGAAUUUUUAUGGUCCCUUGCCAUUUGUCAAUUAUUUUAAUGACAUGGCACCCCAAAAAUUGACCAGUCCCUUGCCACAUCAUUAUAUUUAUUUUUAAUUUGUAUUUUAAUAUUUUAUUUUUCAGAAUCAUUUAAAUUGAAAUAAUGAUUUUAAUAAUAACAUUAAAAUUGAUUUUUAAUAUACCCAGCAAGUGAAAAGAGCUUUUUUGAAUAAGCACUUAUUUAAGCUAAAACCCCAACAUAGGUAUUUAGCCCUAAAUUAGGUUUUGCUUCCAUUGUUAUUCUGUACUUAAUGAUAAAUAAGGUUUUGCUUUCCUUUUGUCUUGAUGCGCAUCAACGACGACGAUUAACAGUGGUUGCACGACAAUAACAUCAGCGGCGAUUAAUGGUGGUUGCACGACAGCAACAACAACGAGAUGAACAGUGGUUGUACAACGGCAAACAACAACGACGAACAGUGGCUGCAAGACAGUAACAAUGGUGGUUGAAGACAAAGAUGAGAUCUGGAAGAAAAAACCCUCAAAUUAACUUGGAUUUGAAGAGCACUCUCAUAUACCUUAGCUUCUUCUCUUUGUUUUGGAGAAGAAAUCACGCAUUCGCACAUGCCUAACCCUGUUUUCUGUUUUUUCAAAUCCAAGUUUCACUCUUUCUACAAACUCUUAUCAAGAUCCUUUCUUUCUUCAAGAUUCAAUGUUCUUUGCCUCUUCCUCCAACUGGGUUCCCCCCAAUUUCUCCUCACUAUUGGUAGAUUGAAUUCCAAUUGAGAUUUUUAUUUGCAGAAAAAUUAUUGAUUUUGUCACAUCAUUUGGUAGUUUGAAGGGUUAGGAUAUUCAUAGGUUUUGGUAAUUUUUGUUGUUGAAACUUGGUGGGCUGUUUGUGUAAUCUGUUGGAUUGCAAUGUCUGGGUGACUAAAGGGGAAGUUAUUUUCAUAUGUUCCUGUAGUGGAGGACACUAGGGUUCAUGUUUGAGAGUAAAUUUGCAGGAAAGAUUAAGAUUUGGCAUUUUCACUUGCUAUGGGUAUAUUAAAAAUCAAUUUUAAUGUUAUUAUUAAAAUCAUUAUUUCAAUUUAAAUGAUUAUGAAAAAUGAAAUAUUAAAAUACAAAUUAAAAAUAAAUAUUCAAUUAAUUUUAAUGAUGUGGCAAGGGACUGGUCAAUUUUUGGGGUGCCAUGUCAUUAAAAUAACUGACAAAUGGCAAGGGACCAUAAAAAUUUCACGAUAUUAGAAAAUGAGGGACCUAAUAGUUGGCUUUUUUAGUUUAGGGACUAAAAAGUUAAAAAUGUCAAAAUAGGGGGACCAAAAGUGCAUUUAAGCCUAAAAAAUAUUAAGUUUUAAUUAUUAACUAAUAUAAAUAAUAUAUAAAAUAAAGAUAAUAAAACCUGGGCAGGAUUCUGUGUGGCAUCCUUGGAAAGUCUAUGAUGGACUUACAUAUUAGUGUGCAUUGGAUCUGAUACAGGUUCGAUCAGACGGUGGCGGAUUGAGAGUGUACGGUAGGAGCUUGUAGGCUUGUUGCACCGAAUCUGUGAAUGAGAAUUGUCAAUGAAAAUAGAAGAAAAAUAACGUCCUCAGUGAGGAUCGAUCCCAGGUCACUGGAGAUAAAUAACACACGCUUUUGCCAUUUGAACCAGUUGCUUUUGUUGUCAAUUUCAUAACCAUAAACGUAAAUAAACAAAUUCGAACGGAAUGAAAAACAAAAUAAAAAAACCAGCGCCUGUUUGCUCUUCUUCUUCGUGCGUAUUUUUUCAGCAAGGGAACAAAACCUUAGGCAACGGUUUCUUCCCAUGGCUAUUGACCUGCAGAUCUGAAUCUAACAAAAUACAAUCAAUAAAUAUAUUUCAGAGGCAUAGAUCGACUGUAAAUCAUCAUCCGAACGCAAUGGUAUAAAUCUUAGGGUCCAAUUUUUCCUGUAUCAAAUAACCCCAAUUGAAAGCUCUUGAACCCUGUUAAUGGUGGAACGCUCAACCUGCAGCAAAAACUCAAUUAAAUUAUAUAGCUCGCAUCAGAACAUCAUCACCAACACGAAUAUAUCGUCAAAUUGCAUCAACAAUACGCGUAUACACGAAAUCGGGAUUCAAAUUUUUUUGCCUUCUUAGCGUGAGCCGCUUCACGUUUUUUCACAGCUUUUUUCUUCUUUUCUUUUUUUCGGCCCCCCUCUCAUUAGGACUUCUCUCCCGUAUAUAACAGAAUAAUUAGGUUAUCCUUUGAGCCCAAAAUUCAUUCAAUCCAAGAUCGAGAUUUUGAUUGAAAAUCCACAUCUAAGUUUUCCAAUUUGGUUCUAAUUCCAUCCUUCCAUGAAUCGUGAACAAACUCUUGUUUUUUGGUUUUUUAUUUUUUUAUUUUUUUUAUUUUAACAAAAUAAUAAUAAUAACUAAUAGUAAUUAACACUAAUAUAAUAAUAAUACUCCUAAUAGUAUAAUAGUUAGUAUAAUAGUUAGUAAAAAAAUUACAAAAAUAAUAAUUCCAAUAAUAAAUGAUAAAAAUUAAAUGGUAAAUUGAAUAAAAUGAGCAAAUAUAAAAAUAAAUUAUGAUGUUUACAAAUCCCAAAAAAUAAGAUAGAUGGGCCAAACGUUUGGACCCAAGAUACCUGUUAAUUUCACCUCAUUUUAAGUCAGAGUAUUUUAUAAGAGGGUGGGUUUGACAAUAGGAGUGUCAAACCCCAUGACUCUUAAUUUUGCCCUGAUGAUUUAAAAGACGUGGAUUUGAUCGGGCAAAUUUUGGGGUAUGACAGCUGCCCCUUUUCAAUCUUCUUAAACCUGAAGAGUCAGAUAGGCACGUCUGCCUAUCGUGAUCUAAAGGUAGAAGAUGAUUGGACACUGAAAAUGCCCCGAAAUUUGCGUUUGUUGGGAAGAAGUUAUGUGGGAGAUGGGCUUAAAGAUGCCAUCCAGGGUAAAUACCCCUCUUUUUUUAGAGUGCGAAGCAUAUUCUUUCGAAAGAACCACUUGCUUUGAUUGUAGCACGGCCUAAAAAGGCAACCUGAAAUUUAUGCAAUGUUAUGAUGCAUGCGAUGUAUGAUGCAGUAAGCCUCUCAAAAUAAAUGAGAGCGAUGUAUGUAUGUGCAUUAUGUAUGAAUGAAGUAUGUAAGUUGAAAUGAUGCAUGAUUGUUAAUCGAAGUGUGUUAGUAAUUCUGAAAAGAAAGAAGACACCUUUGACUGUUAUUGAAGUUUUGAAGAAGAUCACUGCCGAGGGACUAACGUGAUAAACUCAAUUGAGGAAUCGUUUGAAAAAUCUUGUAUGCCUGGAAAAGCUCCUAGAAAGGAUGGAAUACGUCUUGAAGAAGACUUCCUGGAAAGGUUCCUGAAAAGGAAUAGCGAGGACCUUCUGUUGGUUGUGUAAUUGGCUUGCUAUGGUCAGCAGGCUUCCGCAGUUUGUGAACCCCUACUUACUAUAGUUCUAGUAAGUUUCCGUAGUUUGUGAACCCCCACUUACUAUAGUUCUAGUAAGUUUCCGUAGUUUGUGAACCCCCACUUACUGUAGUUCUAGUAAGUUUUCGUAGUUUGUGAACCCCCACUUACUAUAGUUCUAGUAAGUUUCCGUAGCUUGUGGACCCCAAUAGGAUUGCUUGCUAUAAUUCUAGCAAGUUCACCUGCACUGACAGGGUUAUCUGCGAGUGUUAUCGCAGAAUUUACCUGUACCACCAAUAGGGUUAUUCGCGAGUGUUGUCGCGAAAUUUACCUAUGUCACCAGGGUUAUCUGCGGGUGUUAUCGCAGAAUUUACCUGUACCACCAAUAGGGUUAUCCGCGAGUGUUAUCGCGAAAUUUACCUAUGUUAUCAGGGUUAUCUGCGAGUGUUAUCGCAGAAUUUACCUGUACCACCAAUAGGGUUAUCCGCGAGUGUUGUCGCGAAAUUUACCUAUGUCACCAGGGUUAUCUGCGAGUGCUAUCGCAGAAUUUACCUGUGCCACCAAUAGGGUUAUCCGCGAGUGUUAUCGCGAAAUUUACCUAUACCAUUUUAGGCUAAUUUGCUAUGCUCAUAGCCAUUUCGCCUGCACCAAAGGAAUUACUUGCCAGGGUUCUGACAAGUGUACCUGCAUAAGAGUGAUCGCCUGCUAUAGUUCUAGCGAACUUACCUGCAUGAAAAAGAUUCACCUGUUUUGGGGACCCACGACUAUAGGGUCGGAGAAAAUACACCUUUCAUAACACGAGGGUUGGAGACUAGGCUUUUGUAGUGUGAUUUGGAUUUUGAUGUAAUAGUCAGACGGGAACUGACUACCAGACGGGAACUGGAUUUAAUGAUUUUCCAGGACGAGAAUUGGACUUUGAACUGGUUUGGAUUGCCAAUAAAAAUUGGGCUUUUGUGAUAUGUACAUGCUAAUGCUAAUGCGUAUGCAUGUAUGCUAAUGCUGAUGCGAUCCCAUGGUUUUAUCUCCUCAAACCCAUUGAACUUGUUUAUUCCAUGCUUGCACUUAUACCCUGACUAUGCUUAUGUUGGCUUUGCAAUGUUUAUGUAUGCUUAUGCUUAUGCGUAUGUUUGGUUGACGUAAUGAGUGGAACGAAGUAAUGUCUUCUGUAAGAUUACCUGAAAAUGUCUUUUUGGAAUGGAAGUGAAUGUUUGUCUUAAAGAAGACUAUCUGAAAUGAUUUAUCGAAAUGGUAGCAAUUUGUCUUAGAGAAGACCACCUGUAAAGGCUCUUAGAGUAGAUAGAAAUUUUUCUUAAAGAAGAUCACCUGAAAAGGUUGAAAGAUGCCUAAAAGAAGACUACCUGAAGAGGUUCCUGAGAGGGAUGACGAAUUGUUUUUUUGAAAGAGAUUACCAGAAAAGGUACUUAGGACAAGAAUGUCUCGAAGAAGACUACCUGAAAAGGUGCUUAGAAGAAGAAUGUCUUGAAGAAGACUACCUCAAAAGGUACUUAGCAAAAGAAUGUCUUGAAGAAGACUACCUCAAAAGGUUUUUGGAAACGACGAUGAUUGUCUUAGAGAAGACUACCUAGAAAGGUUUUUUAGAAAAGAAUGUCUUGAAGAAGACUACCUGAAAAGGUACUUAGAAAAAGGGAAUGUCUUGAAAAAGACUGCCUGAAAAGGAACUUUAGAGAAAGGAAUGUCUUGAAGAAGACUACCUAAAGAGGUUCUUGGAAAUGGUGAUAAUUCAUCUUGAAUAAGACCGUUUGAGGAGGCUCCUAGAAAGGACCGUGAGAUUUGUCUUAAAGAAGACCACAUAAACAGUUACGGUGUAAUGUAUCAACCAAUGUAUGUAAUGCAUGAUUUGUAUGUAUUUGUAUGAUGCUCCAAUGAUAGGUCGUUGAUAACCAAAGCGUAUAUAUCUCGCCGAGGUUGGAUGGUUGUUGGAUGCUAGCGCGAUUCCCCAAUACCUGCUUUUAGACUUUGAAGAUUGUAGUUAGGAGAAAGAUUUGAUCGAAGUCGUAAAGUGCGAGAACACCCUUUCUUUUUGUUGUGCGUCUUGCCCCAGUUUGAUUUUUUUUAGGAAUACUCCACGCCUUUAAACUUUGGAGGUUCUCCACACUUUUAUCCUUUGAAUUGUUUGCCUUAUGGAUUUGAUAUCCAAUGCCCCAGUGUUCAGUGGAGAAAGAUGCUUAUGAAGGAAGUGCCCCAGGGAAUAGCCUUGUCAUAUGCUUCGACGUUUAGAUUGAAGGAUGUGCCCCUGAUCUCCAGGUUAUGGAAGGUUAUCCAUAGUGUUCUAUCCUUUGAAUUUGAAUUCUUCCCAUGUCUGACAUGCCCCUGUUUGUUAUUGCUUCGAGAUGUGCACCCAAGUCGAUUGAACCUUAGAAAGAAUGCCCCAUAGUAAAUAGGAUGUUUGAUCGCAUGCCCCUGUGAUCUUUGAAAUUUUUGCCCCUGUUUAGGAGAACCCUCUAGAUGUGGUUCCCCCGACUCCAGGUGUAACACCCCUCUAAUACCCCACGGCAAUUAACAAAAUUAAAUCAGAGUAAACAUGCAAAGGGUGUCACAAUUCAAAAAUAAAAGAAAACACACGUUCGACAUAUGUCAUGCAUUCACUGAAACAUCUGAAAUUAUAACUCAUAGAUAAAAAUCAUGUUUACACAGCGGAAUCAAAUCAUCAAGUCAACAUUACAUCGUUAAUGUAUCAGACUUCAAAUAAAAUAAACAAUAGAGUUAUAAUUCGAAAUUCAAAACAUCGCGUCCCCAGUGUUACAUCUAUCAGAGCAUGACACCGACACUAUACCAAAUAAACUGACUCAUGAGCUAAUCCUCACCGAGCCAAAAGCCGCUACUCGCCAAUCUGAAAUCAUCAAAGUAAGGGUGAGUCUCAUUCACAAUUAACAAAUGUUAUCGAAUCAUAAACAAUAACACAUCAUAGUCACAUUAUUCAUCCAAUUUCGUUAUACUCAGAUUGUCAGGAAGUACUCAUCAACACACAACACAAAUAGAAUACAUUACCAAGAGGCAACACCAUAAUUCAUCCAAACAAAUCAUAACCAUUACACAAUCAUCACAUAUUAUAACAUUGGACAAUCUUCCAUUCAUGUUAUAAUAACACAAGUAACCUAAUGCAAAUGCAACUAUAUGCAUGUGGUACCAAAAUCUGGGAUAACCCAACUCACCGAUCCACCAUCGUCAAGGAUACGGCAACACCCACUCACUAAUUCCACACAAUGGGAAUUAGCUACCACUGAUCCACCAUCGUCAAGGAUCAGCCACAUAAUGAUUAUGAAUGCAUGUAUCAACCAUAACAUGCUUAUCACCCACAUAAAUCAACCAAAUGUCAUAAUCAUCAACCACCACAAUAAUCAAUAGCCAUACACAGUUAUGCUAUUUCUCAACCACAAUAAAAUACAUAUUUUACAUCAACAAUAUAUGUAUAACAAACACCAAUUACACCCACCACAUCAUAACAGGUAAAUCAUUCAUUAUACAGUGCAACAACGAUAACACCCCUCACAAUCGUGUACCAAGUACAACAAAGCAACUCAUCAACGACAGAGUAUUUACCUCAUCAUUCCUCAAAACACAUGAUAACCAUAUUUACCAUGAACAACACCCAUUUUCACAAUUAACAGAAGCAACCACAUUAUCACAACAUACAUCAUUGCACAUAUUCAAUUAUAUAUGCACACAACAACCAUUGCACCUCAUCAGCUAUGCAAAACCAGAAUAAACCACAUUUGAAGAAAAUGAUACUUUUUAAAAUAAAAUCAAGUUGUUAUUGUUUUAUUCGUUUCAUAUGGUAGAACAUUCAAUUUAAGGAACAACGUCCAAAACGGCGUCUAAAACGGACUUACGGUUUGAAAGUUACACAUCUUUAACUUUUUACAAGAAAACAGUUAUCGCUACAGCACGCGGCGCAACCAAAGUUCGCGGCGCGACCUGAAGCACACAAACACGUUCGCGGCCCAACCUAUGCACGCGGCGCAAUGCGAGAAAACAAGUACGCCUUCGCGGCGCGCACCUACCUUCGCGGCGCGAACUGGCAAAAGCCAGAGAUUUCACAUCGAUUGACAGCAUUACGGGAUUCAUCCCAAAAUCCCCAAAACCAAACCAAGUUAUGUUAUGAACCUCAAAUACCACCAUAUCAGCCACAUACAUGUUAUAACACAAAUAUAACACCCAAGGAGGAUCAUUCAAUCAUCAUAACAGUCAUAUAAUCAUACAAUUCAUCACAUCAUACAAUUCCCAUCAAAAUCAUCCCAAAACCCCAAUCCAUCAUACAACCAAUUGACACAAACAAUGCAUCUAAAUCAGUCCUAUUAUCUAUAAUACGAUAAAAGAUAUUAACCGGAAGAGUCCCCCCUUACCUUAGCCAAGGAUCUUGAUUAGCCCUCUUCCUCUUCUGUUCCUCUUUCACGUAUCAGCACUUCUACUCUUCUGCUCCUCUUCCACAUCUAUUUUCCUUUUUUCCUCAAUUCCUUAUUUUUAUGAAAAUAGAUUUAAUUUAGUAAAAGGCCUACUAAUAUAGCACCCCCUCUUUACUAACACCACACUUGGCCCAAUAGCUCAUCUCAUAAUUCUUUCUAAAUAAUUCCACCAAAAUACAGAAUAAUUCCAAAUAAUAAUUUAAUUUCCGAUUAAAUUAAAAUUAGAAAAUAUGGGGUGUUACAACUCUCCCCCACUAAAAGAGUUUUCGUCCUCGAAAACAUACCUCAAGUAACCAGCUCGUAUAAGAGUCCUUCACUUGACUCUCGAGCUCCUAAUCAACAUUACCAUCAGUCAAUCCUCAAAAAUCCAUCUGACAUAACCAACAGGAAACAUGUUUCAUACAUUCAAAUCCCAGUUCUUACGUUGCAUUUGACUAUCCAAAAAUAUACCACUCGCUAUAUCUCCGAAAGGUUAACAAUAAUAGAACAUUGAGGUACAACCUAAACAAUAUGCUCAACAACCGAGUAAUACAAUUGCACAAUUUAUAGUAUGAUCACACUUGAUCAACAAUACAAUAAUGGAUCCCUUCUACCGAACAUACCAACCUUAGACAAGCUUUUCCAUCUGAGCGAUAAGGUAAUACUUACACUUUUCACCAACCGCUUCCUUCAAGAAACUCAAUACUCAUAUUCCUAUACCAUUGAAUUCCAAUUAUCUGACUCCUCUUAAAUCACACCAGUAAUUAUCCAACACGUUACAUUCCGCUUUUUCCGCACUACUCUGACUACUCAUCACAAUCAUCUAUACCAAAUAGAUUUCUGAGUUUUACCCGAUUCCGACUCUCUUUACUCAUUCGUUUCAAGAAUCAUUCUUUAUCAUUCAUGGUACCAAUUUACCACUCGGUAAUACUUACUCGUACUCAAAAACAGAUUCCUGAGUUACUACAUCUAUUAAAACAUUCCAACCAUCAGAACGAGUAUACACACAAGUAAUUAUAGUCACACUCAUUAGCAUCAAUAUACUGUCGUUUACAAAAUAGCUCAAACUGAGUCACGCUCUCUACUAAGAAUCAAAUCAACUUCGUCCUUCAUAAAGUAUAAUUCCUCAUUAUAUUUGGAAUCUACAAUACCACCUUAACAACGAAACAAAAUUAUUAUAGCAUCAUAUAGUAUCAACUCGUCAUCUUAACUUUGCCAAAUACAUACUUGCUAACCACGUACAACCAUAAUAACACAUUGGUCGUCUCAACAAUUAUUCGAAAGGUUUAUAAUUCUCCGACACGACAUCCUUACAUCCACUGGAUUCUAAAUCCAACAUAUAGAUCAAGACAUAUUCUCUAUGUAGGCUUCCGACAUAUUAAUUCCUUACUUCCCGCGAGUAGUACUCAUAACACUACUCCACAUCACACUUUCGCUGCGCGACUCUGAUUACCCAUCUUAAGUCACCGUCAAUUUCGUUGCACUCUUCCAUAUUCAUCUCUUCAUAAGUUCACACAACAUAGUGAGUGAUUAUUCUCAAGGCUUAGUAUUCAUCACAUCUUAAACCAUUAAGGAAACAAAACAAGUUCAUCCCAUCUAUAUGAUUUCCGUCUACUACCAACAAGAGAUUAAGGGUGAUCAAGUCCUCAAUUUGUCAAUAGAUAGCCGACAACCAUAUUUAAGCAUAAACUGUCAUUACUACAUAAUAGUGUCCCUUUCCGAGUUUGCACCCAAACUCAUUAACAUCGUCAUAGUUCAAUAAUCCACUACGGUGUCCUUCUUCUAGAAUAUUCUUCCGAAGCUCAAAACAUCAGUUACACAAAUCCAAUCACUCAACCUCAUUAUAUUAUUCCCGUCGAUUCUGAAUUCACCGCCUUUACCUUGGUAAUUCCAAGUCAGCCUAUCGAUCAACUCAACAUCAUCUUUCUGACCUUCUCUAAUCUCGUUAAGAAUACCACUAGUCAUCUUCUAGCAUACUCAAUCUAACACUAUUAGGAUCACCUUCACAUACCAACUCAAGUCUCUAAAUUGUCCAAUUAAAUUCAACUCAUUCACCAUUAGCACCGACAUUUUUAAAGACUUCCGACGCAACACAGUAACACAACAUUCAUAACUCGUGGUUUUAAUCCAAAUUCUAUUACAUCCUUCACGUCCAAUUAUCAUCCCACUCGGAAUCUCAACAAAGUCUCCCUCACGUCAACAAUGUUAGAAAUUCCCUACAAUCCUUCUUUUAUACUUAUCGUUACCUUGCCAUCACAAAUACGAUUCAAAGGGUUCUAAAGUUUGUUCCAUCUUUGAUACUAAUUCAAUCUUUACUAAAAUCCAUCGGCACUCAAAUCAUCUUUAUUAUCGAGCAUCUCACCCACUUAUUCAUCAACAUCACGUUCUGCUCAACUUCGUUUCGAAUAAUCACGGUAGUAGGCAUUCCUAUUCAACAAGUUCUACGCAUUCCUUAACCGGAUUCAGACUAUCUCCUCAUAGGAUUACCUCUACUGUACUUAUAACUCUCCCAUAAUGUAGAACAUAAUUUCACCUGUUCAUAGGUUCAAACGGCACGUUAAUCCGACACUCGGAGCUCAAGAUAUGAAUUUUCCAAUCAUUGCCUGAAAAAUGCAACACUGACAUCAUGCAGUGACACUCUAUACGAUAUAUCCAAAACUUCUCAAUUGGUAAAUUCAAUUCUUAAAAUUACUCCUCAACAAACCUUCUAAUUAUUCCUUCAAUCCCUUCAACACUGACACUGACAUCCCGUGCAGUACCAAUAAACAAGUCUAGUUAUAAGAACAAGAGUAACCGUAACUUCGCCUCUUACCAACGUCAUCCUGUCACAAUUAAUUAUCUUACAGCUGUUGCAACCAUUUUUAUAACAAAGUUCAUCUCAUUAGCUUUCCGAAACUUCAAACGGAACUCAAUUCGGGUGUCCAGAACUCCAGUUAUGAAUUUUCGAAGUUCCGCAGCUAUUCAGCAAUUUUCCUGCGUUUUGCUUACGAAAAUCUCUCUCCAAAACUCAUUCUCUUCAACUCUAUCACAUUCCAAACAGCCCCUUAUCAUAUCUCUUUACUUCCAAACAUCAUUAUAACUUGAGCAACACUUCCCAUCGCCGAAGCGCAAUUUCUGGAACAUUACUACAUCAAUCCUCUUCGCAAACUUGCAGCUGAACCUCUUCUGAGUCGUAAGGCUACUCAACUGACAGCUUCGCAGCACACCAGCAGAGCUGACACAUUGCAACUUUCCAAUUUCCUUCUCUUACAAUAACUGUCAAUUACCUCUAAUCAUCUUCCUUCAAGAUGUUCCAACUCAAUUCCCAGUGAAGUCUUAAUUCCAAGUCACCUUCAAUUCGGAAAACAACAAACUCCGACAACGCUCGCACUGUUGCCAACAACAGCCUACUGAAUCAAUCUUCUUGCAACUGAAACAUAACCGAGAAGCGAAGCUUCUCCCCCACUUGUUUCAAUCCAACACCUGCAACAAACAACUAAGUACCGACAGUGAUUCACUCACAUGUCGCGUACCAAGGAAUAAAAUGCCGACAAUAUACAACUGUCGCGCAACUCAACUGACUCAACAAUUGGCUGGACGGACCGACCUGCUCUGAUACCACUAUUGUAACACCCCUCUAAUACCCCACGGCAAUUAACAAAAUUAAAUCAGAGUAAACAUGCAAAGGGUGUCACAAUUCAAAAAUAAAAGAAAACACACGUUCGGCAUAUGUCAUGCAUUCACUGAAACAUCUGAAAUUAUAACUCAUAGAUAAAAAUCAUGUUUACACAGCGGAAUAAAAUCAUCAAGUCAACAUUACAUCGUUAAUGUAUCAUACUUCAAAUAAAAUAAACAAUAGAGUUAUAAUUCGAAAUUCAAAACAUCGCGUCCCCAGUGUUACAUCUAUCAGAGCAUGACACCGACACUAUACCAAAUAAACUGACUCAUGAGCUAAUCCUCACCGAGCCAAAAGCCGCUACUCGCCAAUCUGAAAUCAUCAAAGUAAUGGUGAGUCUCAUUCACAAUUAACAAAUGUUAUCGAAUCAUAAACAAUAACACAUCAUAGUCACAUUAUUCAUCCAAUUUCGUUAUACUCAGAUUGUCAGGAAGUACUCAUCAACACACAACACAAAUAGAAUACAUUACCAAGAGGCAACACCAUAAUUCAUCCAAACAAAUCAUAACCAUUACACAAUCAUCACAUAUUAUAACAUUGGACAAUCUUCCAUUCAUGUUAUAAUAACACAAGUAACCUAAUGCAAAUGCAACUAUAUGCAUGUGGUACCAAAAUCUGGGAUAACCCAACUCACCGAUCCACCAUCGUCAAGGAUACGGCAACACCCACUCACUAAUUCCACACAAUGGGAAUUAGCUACCACUGAUCCACCAUCGUCAAGGAUCAGCCACAUAAUGAUUAUGAAUGCAUGUAUCAACCAUAACAUGCUUAUCACCCACAUAAAUCAACCAAAUGUCAUAAUCAUCAACCACCACAAUAAUCAAUAGCCAUACACAGUUAUGCUAUUUCUCAACCACAAUAAAAUACAUAUUUUACAUCAACAAUAUAUGUAUAACAAACACCAAUUACACCCACCACAUCAUAACAGGUAAAUCAUUCAUUAUACAGUGCAACAACGAUAACACCCCUCACAAUCGUGUACCAAGUACAACAAAGCAACUCAUCAACGACAGAGUAUUUACCUCAUCAUUCCUCAAAACACAUGAUAACCAUAUUUACCAUGAACAACACCCAUUUUCACAAUUAACAGAAGCAACCACAUUAUCACAACAUACAUCAUUGCACAUAUUCAAUUAUAUAUGCACACAACAACCAUUGCACCUCAUCAGCUAUGCAAAACCAGAAUAAACCACAUUUGAAGAAAAUGAUACUUUUUAAAAUAAAAUCAAGUUGUUAUUGUUUUAUUCGUUUCAUAUGGUAGAACAUUCAAUUUAAGGAACAACGUCCAAAACGGCGUCUAAAACAGACUUACGGUUUGAAAGUUACACAUCUUUAACUUUUUACAAGAAAACAGUUAUCGCUACAGCACGCGGCGCAACCAAAGUUCGCGGCGCGACCUGAAGCACACAAACACGUUCGCGGCGCCAACCUAUGCACGCGGCACGAUGCGAGAAAACAAGUACGCCUUCGCGGCGCGCACCUACCUUCGCGGCGCGAACUGGCAAAAGCCAGAGAUUUCACAUCGAUUGACAGCAUUACGGGAUUCAUCCCAAAAUCCCCAAAACCAAACCAAGUUAUGUUAUGAACCUCAAAUACCACCAUAUCAGCCACAUACAUGUUAUAACACAAAUAUAACACCCAAGGAGGAUCAUUCAAUCAUCAUAACAGUCAUAUAAUCAUACAAUUCAUCACAUCAUACAAUUCCCAUCAAAAUCAUCCCAAAACCCCAAUCCAUCAUACAACCAAUUGACACAAACAAUGCAUCUAAAUCAGUCCUAUUAUCUAUAAUACGAUAAAAGAUAUUAACCGGAAGAGUCCCCCCUUACCUUAGCCAAGGAUCUUGAUUAGCCAUCUUCCUCUUCUGUUCCUCUUUCACGUAUCAGCACUUCUACUCUUCUGCUCCUCUUCCACAUCUAUUUUCCUUUUUUCCUCAAUUCCUUAUUUUUAUGAAAAUAGAUUUAAUUUAGUAAAAGGCCUACUAAUAUAGCACCCCCUCUUUACUAACACCACACUUGGCCCAAUAGCUCAUCUCAUAAUUCUUUCUAAAUAAUUCCACCAAAAUACAGAAUAAUUCCAAAUAAUAAUUUAAUUUCCGAUUAAAUUAAAAUUAGAAAAUAUGAGGUGUUACACCAGGGUCUUUAUUAGAAAUGAUCACCUUUGAUUACCCCAUUUCGAGAUCUCCUCGAUGCUAAGUGUAUGUUCGUAGAUGGCGUUGUACCCUUUUGAGAAGUAGCUCCAAUGGAAUGCGUAUUCAAGUUUUGAAAUCGAAGUCCGUUAUGAAUUAGGACUGGAUGGUUAUAAGUGAAUGCUUGAAGAAACGUAGUGAUUAGAAGUAGUUUUAACAAACUUUUAGGAGUCAGUAUAACAAAUCCUGCUUAAUAUGCUUUCAUGGUUAACCUUGCCUCAAUUAGGACUUUUGAAUGUUGUAACUUGGCCUGGUUCAUGGUUUUAAGAAACAAUGGAUAUAAGGCUCAAAAUUUAUUUAUCCCACCCCUUUCUCCUUGAUGUUCUCCAGAUCCUAAAAAUUCGCCUAAUCCAAUGGAUGUGCUUUGUUUGCCAGAGAAUCGUUUCAAUUUUGAUGUUGAGCAGAAGCCUUUAGUAAAGACCCAAGCUUUGAUGAGAAAUGUUGUAAAGAUCCAAGAGUUUAUGAGAAGCUUCGAUGAUGUGGCAGUCACAAGAUUAUCUUUUGUAUAUCGCCUUUGUAUCCCUUAUUUUUGCAUGAACCAAUUCUUUCGAAUUUGAUCCAUCGGGAUGCCCUGAUUUUUGCCUAAGUCAUUUUUUCUUUCUUUUAUGAAGUUUUCCGUUUUGACUUAGCGGGCGUUUUUCUUUUGAAAGCUCCUUUUGAAAUGUGAUCCUUGGAUAUUGAAUGUUGUGACUGUUAUGUUGACUUUGAUUUGUAAGCUUCACCUUUGAUGCUUCCUCGAUCUUGAGUGAUGUAAUGAGGAAGAAGAUUGUUGUGAAUGUUAUUGUUAUCACUUCCUCAUUCUUGGAUGAUUACGAGGAAGAAGAUGUGCUUGAACCUUUGCUUUGCUGGAUCCUUUGCUUGGAUUGACUGAUUCUCUUGACAACCAAAGUACGCCAUUGAAUUAAUCGAAAUCUACCCUGCCCCUGGUUAAAAUCAAGGUCUAUUUGAAAAGUAGAAACAAACUCCAACUCCUGGCUCGAGGGGGUGACGAGGGAUUAACAUCCUUAUAUCUCCACUGUUUGGGAAUUGGAGCAAUGCCUGUACAUCCUCGGCUCGGUCUUACCUCGAAAGCAUAUGUUUAGCUGGACUUAGUUAUUUGUAUUCGUCAUUCUCCCUCAAGUUUGUUAAUAAUCCUAAUUUUGAAAUUGAAAAUAGAAUAGAAGUAUGCGAGUGGAAAGUCAUAGUAGUAAGCGAAUGAAGCGACUCCAAAACCUGCAUGGUCAUCCCAUUAGAAUUGCUAAUCCGAAGGUACAACUUUUAUUCUGAGUGACACUUAGCGAUCGUAGGGGUUGAAAUUCUGGCAUGAUAAACACCUAUUAGUCCUAGGGACAAUCUCCUUUGUAAAUCCAUUGAUCUUGCUUUCCUCCUUAACUCUUUAGACUUGUAGAAGUAAGGGCAACCUCGAAUUUUCCUUGGGCACGUCAAACCUGUCGGGAAUAAAUUAUAAGCGGUAGGUUUUCGUCGUAUCGGAACUUCAUGAGUUUCCUUUGACUGAACCUCUUUUGCUUUUCCUAAGGAUAGUAUCACACCAUUCGUAACCUCCAGCGUUUGUAGAUUGAUAGAGAGAAUCUAUGACCCUUUUUGACCCUUGAUGGGGAGUUAACAUAUGUCGCUUUUCCCCAUAGGCAUCUUUGUUCAGGGUAUUGCCCCAGUUGGACUGACCCUUGCCCCCAGGUUAUCGUAGAGCGUCCUCGAAAGUUUGAUAUGUUCUAGAUGAACCCCUUUAUGACUAGAUACAUCUUGAGUGUGUGAAUACAAGAUUACACUCAAAGAUGUUUUUGAUUCAUGGCAAACUCAAAUAAGCAUUCAAACAACAAGACGGAAGCAGAAAACUUAAAGAAAAGCAAGCAUUGAUCUCUCAUAGGUCAACCCAUUAUGUUUAUAUGUUUAUAGGUUGCCUCAACACAAGCAAAACAAGAAGAAUGCAGAAAAACAGCAGUUAGGUCGACCUACCAUCAACCCAGGUCGACCUAAAAUGGAGAAAAAUUCAUAUAUCCCUGCUAGGUCGACUCACACAUCAUUUAGGUCGACCUAAAUUGAUGAAUUCUACAUACCAGCCUGUUAGGUCGACCUACACAUCAACUAGGUCGACCUAAUCUGUGAAAAUGUCCCCAGAAUGCAUCAGAAGAGGAUUCUGGUCGACCUACUCCUUCAACAGGUCGACCUAACUGGGAGCAAAAUUCUGCAAGCUCUGUUAGGUCGACCUAAGCACUACAAGUGGUCGACCUAACUGAUCAAGAAAGUUCAAAAAUCAGUUUUUCUUGGUUCUAACUGUUAUGCAAUCAUAUAUAUUGUGCAAGGGUAAUUAUUCAAGAACCCCAACGACUGAAAGAUACACAAACGCUUCUCAUCUUCGUUCUUCAUCAUCUCCAACACAAUUACACAUAAUCAUUCUUGCGUUGCGGGUUAGUGAUGAGUUCGAUAACGUCCAUGGAACGGAAUUGAAGAUUCCUAGUGGGUGAAGGUUUGUGGGGUUUGUUGGUGAAUAAAAUUUGCGGGUUUUGUCCUCCACGACGGGUGGUUCUUGGGGGUUUUUAUCAAGAGGCGUUCAUUGAGGAUUCGGCUGAGUGUAACGAUUGAGGAACGGGGAGUUCAAGGAAUCAAGACACUGCAGAAGGGAAUCAAAGUGAAGCUCUUGGAUAACCUUGAUCUGGCUCAAGAUUAAGGGGGAAGAAGAUUCAAAGGAUCGACAUAAUUGGUUUAUCGUUUAUCGCUUUGUUAUCUUCUUUGUAUAUACUACUUUCAACAUUAAUGAAAGAUUACCCAAUUUCAAUUUGGAAUUGGGGGCAGACGUAGUCGU
Vicia villosa (hairy vetch) is the source of this 24308-nucleotide messenger RNA. RefSeq lists its product as uncharacterized. Bases 4795 to 6324 code for a protein of 509 amino acids. The transcript has 2 exons. The record is from RefSeq and is a predicted model, not a curated record. Lineage: Eukaryota; Viridiplantae; Streptophyta; Magnoliopsida; Fabales; Fabaceae.